AUGUAUAGCAUGAUGAUGGAGACCGACCUCCAUUCCCCUGGACCCCAGACCAACACGACGACGGGGCAGACGGGGCCAAACGGUGGGUCGAAAGCCAAUCAGGACCGCGUGAAGAGACCGAUGAACGCGUUCAUGGUGUGGUCCCGCGGGCAGCGGCGGAAGAUGGCACAGGAGAACCCCAAAAUGCACAACUCCGAGAUCAGCAAGCGACUGGGCGCCGAGUGGAAGGUGAUGUCCGAGGCUGAGAAGCGCCCCUUCAUCGACGAGGCGAAGCGGUUGCGCGCCAUGCACAUGAAGGAGCACCCGGAUUACAAGUACCGACCCAGACGGAAGACCAAGACCCUGCUGAAAAAGGACAAAUACUCGUUGGCCGGCGGACUGCUUUCUGGAGCCGGCGGGGGCGGUGGCGUUGGUCUGGGGGUCGGCAUGAGUUCAUCCGGGGUCGGACAGAGGUUAGAGAGCCCCGGGGCCCACGGGGGCUCGGCCGGCACCGGCUACGCGCACAUGAACGGCUGGGCGAACGGCGCGUACUCUGGGCAGGUGGCGGCGGCGGCGGCGGCGGCGGCAAUGAUGCAAGAGGCGCAGCUAGCGUACAGCCAGCACCCGGGGAGCGGGGCGCACCACCACCACCACCACUCCCACCACCACCACUCCCACAACCCGCAGCCCAUGCACCGCUACGACAUGACCGCGCUGCAGUACAGCCCCAUCUCGAACUCUCAGAGCUACAUGAGCGCCUCCCCGUCCGGCUACGGCGGGAUCCCCUACACGCAACACCAAGGCUCCGGCAUCUCCUCCUCCUCCUCCUCCUCCUCCUCGGCCGCCAUGGGCACGUUAGGGUCGCUGGUGAAGUCGGAGCCGAGUGUAAGCCCCCCCGUCAGCAGCCACUCGCGGGGUCCUUGCCCCGGAGACUUGAGAGAGAUGAUUAGCAUGUAUUUACCGACCGGGGAACCGGGGGACCCGUCGGCGCAGGGCCGGCUGCACGCCCUGCCGCAGCAUUACCAGAGCGCCACGGCUGGAGUGAACGGCACGGUCCCCCUAACACACAUCUAA
Messenger RNA from Lampris incognitus (smalleye Pacific opah), 1053 nucleotides. RefSeq names its product SRY-box transcription factor 1a (gene sox1a). Gene Ontology annotation, molecular function: DNA-binding transcription factor activity, RNA polymerase II-specific; RNA polymerase II cis-regulatory region sequence-specific DNA binding. Gene Ontology annotation, biological process: cell differentiation; regulation of DNA-templated transcription; anatomical structure morphogenesis. NCBI's taxonomy places the organism in Eukaryota, Metazoa, Chordata, Actinopteri, Lampriformes, Lampridae. Bases 1 to 1053 code for a protein of 350 amino acids. The record is from RefSeq and is a predicted model, not a curated record. The transcript has a single exon.